UUCUCUAAAGCCGGACUCGGGCCGUGGAUCGCAACAAGGUUGACGCACUGAGGCAAAAACGAACGAACGACCCCAACCAGGAGAAUGUCUGAACCCAUGUACCGCGAUUGGAUUUUGGACACUAUUGACUCACUGCGGUCGCGAAAAGCCAGACCAGACCUUGAAAGAAUUUGUCGAAUGGUCCGGAGACGACAUGGAUCAGCGCCAGAACAAACCAGCGAGGAACUCGAGAAACUGAUCCAAGAGCAAACAGUCUUGAAAGUUAACUACAAGGGCUCGAUUUCCUAUCGAAAUGCAGCCAAAGUAGUCAGAAGAAGCAGGAAAAAGGAUGAUCACACGACCAAAAGAACUGCGGUGGAAGAAGCUAACCACUCCGAUUUGAGCAACGGGGACAGCGCACUCGGUCCCAUUGACCAGGAUGAGACGGAGCAUUUGGAGAAUGAGGUGCCAGUGUCAAUGGAGACAGACAGCACCAUGGAAGAGGAGGAAGAACAGGAGGGGGCUGAUGAAGAUGGCCAUGAGGGCUCCUCUCCCUCUCCUGGGGGUGAGGAUGCUGUGCAGGGGGGGUCUGGUGCUGCCCACCCCUACUCUGCCCCCUGCUCCCCCAGCAGCUCUCGCCCUGGCCACAGCCCUGUGUCUGACCGCCCCUCUACCUGCAAGACCAGUAAGAGGUCCAGCCCUCUGUCCCCCUCUAGUCCCCUGGCCCUCAGGCAGAAUGACUGUGUGUGUGACUCUGCCUUCUGCCCUGCUGACCAUGGACCCUCAGGGAUGCAGAGAAACACAGGAACUGGGGCUUUAAAGACGAUAGUACAGCCAUCGGGGACCUGUCCAUGGGUUCAGAAGAGCUUGGUGAAGAGAGAGGAUGGGGUGAGGAUGGAGGAGAGUGGCCUCACUUCAGACCAACUGGUUCCUGACUGUGUGGAUGAGACCAUGAAGGGUUCUGACAGACAGCCCAAGACGUUGUCUUUUCCCUCUGACGACUGUGUUAAAUACAAGAAGGGGAUGGACGUUGCCUCUUACGUGAUGGCUCAAGACGAUGUCAAGAACGAUGUGAAAAACAGAGAAAUCUCUGUGAAGAAGGAGACGCUGAGGCAGAACUUAUUACUGUGGAGCGUGGCGGAAGUGGCCACCUACAUCUCUGCUGCAGGCUUUCCAGAGCAGGCUGUAGCUUUCAGAACACAGGAAAUUGAUGGAAAGUCCCUGCUCCUGAUGCAGCGCAGUGACGUGUUAACUGGCCUGUCCAUCAGACUUGGGCCCGCCCUAAAGAUCUACGAGCGCCAUGUGAAGGUGCUGCAGAGGACCCACUUCCUGGAUGAGGAGGAUGAUCUCUGACCACGGUUGGGGGGAACAGAACAACACACUCCUCUGAGGAGCAGAUGUAUUCAUACAGUAUACACACAUACUGUGUUCACUGGAUCUCUAGAACCUUCUGUAACCGUUCAAGGAGGUGUGGGGAAAAGGACACUGUGGUCGUGACUUGGGCCUUGACAGUGAUUAUCAACAUGUGUACGUGGGCUUCCAUUCCACCUCUCUGUGGUACUGCUGUCACCUGACCCAUUCUGGUGGUAUUGCUUUUAUAGGAUCCCUCUCUAAACUCAUACAGGAAUGUUAGGAUCCUGCCUAAGGACGCUAUAGAAGUCAAGUGGAGGUCUGCCUGUUCUGUAAGUGGAGGUCUGCCUGUUCUGUAAGGGGAGGGCUGCCUGUUCUGUAAGGGGAGGGCUGCCUGUUCUGUAAGGGGAGGGCUGCCUGUUCUGUAAUGGGCGGGUCAGUGAGUGCAGCCAGUGAGAAAGACCUUCUCUGGAUUCCUCACACUCUACACUUGGCUACCACUGGAGCCUACUUUAAAAGACUGGUUUCUGUGCUCCCUGAGUCAGUUCCACAACAAAAUAAUAACAUGUAUACUUGGAAUAUCUGUUCCAGCAAAUAUGGUUCUUGCAUUUCUUCAUUGUUUACUCAGACAGUAUUUUUUUUUAAAGACGUCAUAUGAUACCCUCCAUUUAUCUAGAAACUCAACUUUGUUUUUCUUUUAUGAUGACAAUGUGAACUGAUUUAAUUUGAGAAUGUACAAUAUGAAUUUGUUGAUUCAUCAAGGUCAGUGAUGUUGUCAAUCUCUCAUUAUACCAGCAAAGGAAAUGGAGCUUAGUCUCCAGAUGUUCUCAUGGCUUCACCAGUACUGACCUAGGUUUUAUUACUGUUGUUAUCUGUUUCACAAACAUUUUGAAAUAGCAAUAUGUAGUACCUGCUAAACUAAGGCAACAUAAUAUGUUAUUUGUAUGGUUGUCCUCUGCAUUCCUCUUCCCUUCAUUUAUGUUCACGUCAUUUCUAAACAUUUUAGAUUAAUCUAAUUUAAUCUACUGUGGAUGAACCUAGAUUUCAUCUACAAAAUGAAAACCGUAUGAAGCAGAAUUCUAGAUGAAAUGGGCUGGCAGACCAGAUGUGACCAAUGUUUCUGCCUGCUUCAGCUUGAGGAGAGAGAAACAACUGAAUUCUGUUCUUCUUCUUUUAAAGGGAAAAUUAACCAACCCAAAAAUUAACUUCUAGAACUUUAGGAAGUGUCAUUGUAGCACUAAUACGUUUUCUUUGUUUACAACCUCAACACAGCAACAUACAAUUCCCCACGACAUGGUAGACAUCUUGAUCAAAUUCAACAUUGUUGUUAUCUGAGAGGAUUACAAUGAGGUCUCUUAAUUUUGCCUUGUGGCUUCUGCUUUUGAAACAACGUCACAUUCCAUAUUUCCAUCUGUUACGUGUUUGAUGUCACACUGUUAAUUGCUAUGUUGGCCCUGUUUCCAGUGGGGAAAAUAAAGUUAUUGUCUUUUCCA
Messenger RNA from Salvelinus namaycush (lake trout), 2822 nucleotides. RefSeq names its product atherin-like. The record is from RefSeq and is a predicted model, not a curated record. Lineage: Eukaryota; Metazoa; Chordata; Actinopteri; Salmoniformes; Salmonidae. Gene Ontology annotation, molecular function: DNA binding; protein binding. Bases 85 to 1332 code for a protein of 415 amino acids. The transcript has 6 exons.